AUGAAACCACAUAAAAUUGAGAAGAAAAUCAAGAAGAGAUUUGGUGAUUCUCGUAAAAAUCAAGCAGCGUCCAUCAUCGAUAACAAUGAUUCAAUCGAACAUCGUCCUAAAACAAUCAUACAACCAGAACCAAAGAAAGUACAGAAGAAACAGAACUUGAUCCUGACCCUGACAUCCAUACCCGAUCCCAAUAAGGUGUAUCGCGUAGCAGCCUAUUUGAAACGACCACCAAGACUAUUGAUUCAAGCACUAGGUCGGCAGCUCAAUCAUCUAAUUAAGACCAAAUCGGAACAUGCAUUUAUUUACUCACGAUUAAAACUAUUAGAUUUACAAUUUUGUUCAAAUGUACAUCAAUCUCUUUGUCAAUCUUAUUAUGAUAUUGGAUAUGAACAACAUCAAUGGCGAGAUCAUUUAUAUAAGAUAUCAGAAAUCAGUGAACCUCAGCUAUGUCGAAAAUUCGUACAAGACUAUUUGACUCAUAUACAACAGCAAUUAGAACAAUGCAUUACAAAGUUGAAUUUACAAGCAGAAACUUGUCCUAAAACUUUGACUGUCACUCUCAUUGACCAUCAUUUAAAAGAAUAUAUCUGUUCGCAACAAAAACGAUUCACGCGUAAAAUACAAUACCAAUUAAAAAGAUUCAAAGAUGAGAUGCAUGAAAAACGCCUUCAUCACAUUUUAUUCCAAAAUAAUCUGACGAGUCAUCAGAAGGAAGCAAUCAAUCGUAUUAUUCAUCUACGAGAAACAGAAUUAAAAAUACGAAAAGAAUUGUUACUGUUAGAACAACGAAUUCUAUCAAAACUAUUACCUGCUACUUUUGAUCAAUUAGAUACUCUGGUAGCAUAUGAUUUCUAUACACCAACUCUUGAACACCAGUAUUCACUCAGUUACAAAAUAAAACGUUCAAAAAUCUUACGAGAAACGAAACGAACUUGGUUCAAUAUACUGAUGGAAUCUUAUGAUGUCAAGAUGAAAGAAUAUGGAAAUUAUAUUCGACCAAAUCGUACUGCUCUUCGCUCAUAUAAAGAACGAAAAAAAAAAGUUCAAGAGCAACAUAAUAUCAUGGUGAAUCGAACGAAAUUAGAGCUUCCAGAAAAAAGUUGCAGAGAUGCUGGAUCUAACAUUUUCAAACAAUUCUCUGAACGCCUUCAAGCUUGUCUCAUGCUUCACUAUAUGAUUCCCGUUCCAUUUAUUGAACACGUUCGUGCUCAGCGUGGUUUACAGACGAUGAAGUUGAUUCGUCGUAAACUCAAGAAAAGUCAAUUACUUCUUUGA
Messenger RNA from Rotaria socialis, 1275 nucleotides. NCBI's taxonomy places the organism in Eukaryota, Metazoa, Rotifera, Eurotatoria, Philodinida, Philodinidae. The record is from the annotation of a GenBank genome assembly.